Molecule: messenger RNA, 627 nt
Organism: Coniosporium apollinis CBS 100218
Lineage: Eukaryota; Fungi; Ascomycota; Dothideomycetes
Product: ADP-ribose pyrophosphatase
Exons: 4
Coding region: 1-627 (208 amino acids)
Biological process (GO): nucleoside phosphate metabolic process; ribose phosphate metabolic process
Cellular component (GO): cytosol; nucleus
Molecular function (GO): ADP-ribose diphosphatase activity
Source: RefSeq, a predicted model, not a curated record
AUGUCGGCGUCCGAUGCGAAGGUGCUCUCCACCGAGCCUCUGAUGAUCAGAGACGCAAAGUGGACGACCCUCAUCAAAACCACCUACACUGAUCCGAAUGGGAAAGAGCGGACUUGGGAGUCGGCGCAGCGCCAGACCCGCCCUAAGAACUCCCUCAUCGACGGCGUCGGCAUCGUAGCCAUCCUCGAGAAAUCUACCGGUCCCGAACUUCUCCUGCAGAAGCAAUUUCGACCCCCUAUCGACAAGGUCACCAUCGAGGUGCCAGCCGGCCUCGUCGAUGAGGGGGAGAGCCCGGAGACAUGCGCAUUGAGGGAGCUGAAGGAAGAGACGGGAUACGUGGGAGAAACUGCGGGCGAAGGGUUUGGCGUUAGUCCUGUGAUGUUCAAUGACCCGGGCUUCUGCAACACCAACCUCAACAUGAUACACGUCACCGUCGACAUGUCAAAGCCUGAGAACAAGGCACCGAAGCCGGAGCUCGAGGAGAACGAAUUCAUCGAAUGCUUCUCGGUACCGCUAAAGGAUCUGUAUGCGCAGUGCAGGCAGCUAGAGAACGAGGGCUUUGCUAUAGACGCUAGGGUAGGUACUCUAGCAGAAGGCAUAGAGAUCGCAAGGCGAUGGAAGUUGUGA